Messenger RNA from Aegilops tauschii subsp. strangulata, 1084 nucleotides. Its product is annotated as peroxisome biogenesis protein 19-1. Gene Ontology annotation, biological process: protein import into peroxisome membrane. Gene Ontology annotation, cellular component: peroxisome; peroxisomal membrane. The record is from RefSeq and is a predicted model, not a curated record. Lineage: Eukaryota; Viridiplantae; Streptophyta; Magnoliopsida; Poales; Poaceae.
CUCCUCCUCCUCUUUAUUUCCCACCCCUGAAUCCCAAGCCCAAUUCCCACACGCCUUCCGCCGAACCCCCCGAAUCAGGAGCCCCAUCCACGCCGCGGCGUCUCCCCAGCUCUGAGGCCCGACCCUCCAUGGCCUCCUCCAACCCCAGCUCCGGCGCCGCCGCCGCCGACGACCUCGACCAGCUCCUCGACAGCGCCCUCGACGACUUCACCAGCCUCGAUCUCGCCGCCGCCCCCAAAAGCAGCAGCGAGGCAUCGGCAUCGUCGUCGUCCGGGAGCGCGAGGCCGGUGAGGGGCCUGGGGAUGUCGCUGCCUGACCCCAGGGCGCCAAGGAGGCGCGCGGCGAGGCAACCCCCGCCGCUGCCGAGGGGCGCGCACGCGUCAGAGGCGCUCGAGAAGCUGACGCGCGAGACGCGGGAGGCGGUCCGGGGGCUCGAGACGGCCACCGGGGGAAUCGCAGGCCUGGAUGACGAGGCGAUGAUGGAGGACUUUGUGAAGCAGUUCGAGGAGUUCGCUGGCGCGCAGGAUAUGGACUCUAUUGUUGAAACAAUGAUGAAACAACUUCUUUCCAAGGAGAUUCUUUACGAACCCAUGAAGGACAUUGUAGAGAAGUACCCAAAAUGGCUGGAGGAUAACAAAAGCAAGAUAAGCAAAGAAGAAUAUGAGCGUUACGGCAAUCAGCUUGAACUCAUGCUGAAACUUAAUGAGGUCUAUGAACAUGAGCCUGAGAAUAUGUCUAAGGUUUUUGAGAUUAUGCAAAACAUGCAAGAAUGUGGUCAGCCCCCCAGUGAUCUUGUUCAAGAUAUUGUUCCGGAUCUGGAUCUGAGCAAGUUGGGACAACUAUCUCCUGAGAUGCUUGAAUCAACAGAAAAUUGCUGCAUAAUGUGAUGAGCAAAGCAUUCCAUUGGGUGCAAAUUCCAUGUAGUAGCGACAAUACCUGUAACCAGUUGAAAUUUCUUUUCGUUGGAUUAUUUGUGAAGCUCUGCAGAUAUAAAACGUACUCAGUUUUUCUUAUUCUUGGAUGAAUGUCAUAUUCGGUUCAGUUGAUGUACUAUAAUAAUGAGCAAAGUAAGUCUGUUUGGAUA